AUGGCAGAAAAUGUUCUUGUGACUGUAAACGCAGAAAUCGUAAAUCGUCCACGUCGUGGUCGACCGAGACGUAGAAAUUAUGCUGAAAUGAAUAUGUCGGAAAGUGAAAAUAGAGAAAAUAAUGGAGGAAAGAGGAGAAAAGGUAAAAAGCGAAUGGACGAUAGAACGAGAGCUCUCCACAAUACGAAAGAGAGAGACCGAAGACACGCACUAAAGAGAGACAUUGCAUUCCUAGCCGAACAAAUCCCAAACUUGCCAAAUAAAAAACCGAUGAAUUUGGUUUUGCAGAAGGCAAUAGAAUAUAUAAAAAAAUUAGAAGCAGAAAAUGACAAGUGCGAAAAAGAACUUAAAACGGCUAAAAAAUUAAACGAGGAUCUUUCAAAACGAUUUGCAAGAUUGCAACACGAAACAAGGAGGAAAUAG
Messenger RNA from Centruroides sculpturatus (bark scorpion), 423 nucleotides. RefSeq names its product transcriptional regulator CBF1-like. The transcript has a single exon. Gene Ontology annotation, molecular function: protein dimerization activity. NCBI's taxonomy places the organism in Eukaryota, Metazoa, Arthropoda, Arachnida, Scorpiones, Buthidae. The record is from RefSeq and is a predicted model, not a curated record. The coding region runs from base 1 to 423 and encodes 140 amino acids.